AUGCUUUCACCACAGGAUGAAGUCUCAUGGAUUGAAUGGAAAAAAGCGUUAUAUGAUACACUUGUUGCAUCACAACAACAUUUAACUGUUAGUGAAAAAGCAUCAAAAAUUUAUGGAGCUGAUGUAAGUAGUUCAACAUCUACAAGUAAUAAUUCAAAUCAACAAACAAAUAAUGCAAAUCAUCAUAAUAUGACAUCAUCUGGUGGAAAUCUUAGUGCAAUGAAGAAAAAUAAUAUUGCUGCAGCUGCACUACAAGACUAA
Adineta steineri is the source of this 261-nucleotide messenger RNA. The record is from the annotation of a GenBank genome assembly. Lineage: Eukaryota; Metazoa; Rotifera; Eurotatoria; Adinetida; Adinetidae.